AUGGCACCAAUUCCAGUGUAUACGGACAGCCCUGUCGCUGCAAAGCCAUCGAAUGUAACUCCACAAACCGCAGCGCCCGAGGAAUCUCAAAGUGCUGCACCGGCUACCACAACGGCAACAGCAACAGUAUCAGCAACACCUACCACGCCAUAUUAUCCCCAGGCCCAGCCUGGUGCAACACCCACCCUUCCGGUACCCUCGGCUGCUGCUCAAGCAUAUGCUUCGCCUACACAGCCAACCCUUACUCAGCAAUUGCCUAGCGGUGGUCCCCCGCCACCACAAGCCGGAGCAACACCGAUGUCUUCAACUACUAAGCCGCAUCUUCCACCUCCUCCCAAGGCGGGAGAGAAGUUUGUGCCGCCCCCACAAGCUCCGACGCCGAUAAUGCCGUAUCCUGCGCAGAUGUCAAUUCCCCCCCCGACCAUGGCUUACCCGGCACAACAACAAGGCACCGCCACGGCGGCAGCUUCCUCACUGGCGUACGGCCAGGGACCUGGCAAUUUCAUUGGUCAAGGAGGCCAGAACUUAGAGCAUCCUCUGGGCUAUCACCAAAACGUGAAUGCAUCUGGGCUUGACAAGUACCAAACAUCUCCCGCGCAGCGAAAUGUAAUGGGGGAUGGACAUGAUCACGCCGAGGAGGGCAUGUGGGACACGGCCAAGAAGUGGGUCUCCGCCACAGGAGAGAAGCUCGCGGCAGCUGAGAAUGAGGUCUGGAAGAGAAUCAACAAGGAAUAG
Molecule: messenger RNA, 735 nt
Organism: Pseudomassariella vexata
Lineage: Eukaryota; Fungi; Ascomycota; Sordariomycetes; Amphisphaeriales; Pseudomassariaceae
Exons: 1
Coding region: 1-735 (244 amino acids)
Source: RefSeq, a predicted model, not a curated record